Symbiodinium sp. CCMP2592 is the source of this 3714-nucleotide messenger RNA. NCBI's taxonomy places the organism in Eukaryota, Dinophyceae, Suessiales, Symbiodiniaceae. The record is from the annotation of a GenBank genome assembly.
AUGUUCGAAGUGGAUCGUGCUGCAGCUUGCAGAAACAUCGCGGCGACGAGUGUUACAAGCAGCUGCCCUUGGCAGGAGAAAGAGGAGUACUUGGCUGCAAUCCUGAACUGCAUCGACUCCUUCUUUAACGGGCCUUUCCAGGCCUGCAUCAACAAGGACGAGACUGCAGGCGAGCAACUGCAAGUUCUCGGACGAAAGUACCUGAAACGCUUCCAAGUUCUGGAACGGAGUGUGGCUUUCCGAGCCCGCCUUCCUGCCGGCAGUGUGGAGCUUCUGUCUGUCGCGGCAUACCGCGUCAUGACAGCAGUGGAGGGCAAGGCCGACGCUGCCACUCUCCAGGAGGUGAACAAGGAGAGCCGCACUGACACCAAGGCACUGGAGGUCAGCUCUCCCGACCAGGAGCUCUGGCAUCGACUAAUCCAGGCGCUGCGGCAAGAUCCACGCUGCCAGGAGCGUUUGCGGCAGCAAAGCCAUCUUCUCGGUCAGGCAUUCCUGACCAUCUACGAGGAGACAGAUCCUGAAUAUCCUCCUUAUCUCAAGAAUCUCACAUCUGAGACUGAGAUGGACUUCCGCAGGCAUGCCAUCACUGUGCAGGACUGCAUCCACCGGCUGGUGCAGCAUUGCGAGGCCAACUUGACGGACCUUCCCAGCCUUCGACGCACCAUGAGGGUCUUCCUUGCAAUGAUCGGCAUGGCGCAGGAAGAGGAUGCGAAGAAGGAGGACACACAGCAGUUGACAUACAUCCAGGUGGAAUUGUCAAAGGCUGGCGUGGGAAAGCUUCUGGUGAAAGUCCUCAACAACCACGCUGUGCAAGAUGUUCAACGGCUCGCGUGGCACGUUCUUGGAGAGCUUUUGCAAAGCCGCGGACCUGAUGGCGAGGCGAAGGUCAACAAGGUGGUCCAAUUCGGCCUGCACGACGCCAUGUCUUCUAGCGACGAUGACACGGGCAUGUGGGAGUCCUUCCACGAGAUUCUAUCAACAGCCGGACGGGCAGCGAAGUUUGUUCACGGCUUCCGGACACUGCCAGUCUUGACGUCCCAAGAGAAGGCACGUCUGCGCGAGUACGAUGACUUGCUGGAGCAGGCAGUUGAUGCCAUACAGGCCGUGAGAAUGCUGGUCGAGGGCCAGUUCAAAUCGAUGCAGGAUUACCUGUACUCGCAAGAGGGCAACGUGCGCUCGUUUAACGUCCCCGGUCUUUGUUGCUGGCUGUUGACCAGGAUGUGCAAGGAUGCCCAGGGUACCAACUAUUCUUCGCUGAGUGAGCUGAAGUGCGUGAAGUUUGUGGUAGUGCUCCUGACAGAGUUGGCACAGGGGCCGAACCCGCGCAACCAGGAGUUCCUGAGCAACAUGGGCCUCAUCGAGUUGGUGUUCAAGUUGCUGAUGGUGAACUUCCAGCAGUUGCAGAAGUCUGAAGGAGACGUCUACCCAUCGGCCGUACGCCAGCUCAAGGCAGAACUGCUGCGCAUGCUGCUUUCCCUCAUGGAGGGGCGACUGGAUGCACGGAUUCAUCAAACCAUUCUGCAGCGUGGGGACCCUCUGGUCAUCAGACAGCGCAUCGAGUUUGUCUACCUCUACUUCACUCUCGGUGCCGUUGCCAUCAAUCCGCGACAGGUGACCCGGCAGAACUUGGCUGCCAUCCCAUUGGACGGCAAUCUGCAUGCCUUGAUUUUGCCACAGGCAGAUCCUUCAGAGCUUUUCACUGCCGUGAGCCGCAACACUGCCUUGGCAACAGAAUUCCUGGAGGACCUCGAUGAUGAACAGCUGGGCGUCCUGUUUGCCGAGGGCUUCUGCCUCAUCGAGCUUGUUUACGAGCUCUCGGCCCACAGCAACAAGUUCAAGAAGGAGGUCAUGCCACUGCCUGAGGAGCAGGAUCCCUUCGUGGAUUCUGAGGCCGAGUAUCGGACUCGCCGAGAUUACCUGCGCGAGCGCGCAGCUUGGCAGAAGCGGCAAAUCUAUCGGCAGGCCUUCGACUUUCUGGGGCGCUACGUGAAGACUCUGGAGGUGGUGCUGAAUGGACACCUUCAGUCCUUGAACUUCCGAGUCCCAGUCACUGCGGUGUGGUACGUGCAGGGCGCCUCGAAACAGCGCAUCCUGGACGAGGUACCGUUCAGCCUGCCAGAUGUCAAGAUGAAGAGCUUUGUUCACAUGUGUGUGGAGCUCAACAACGAGUCUCGACUAAUCUUGGCAUUGUCAAGGUUCUCGCUUUGUCCACAGAGGUAUCGCAGAUGGGCACAGCUCUACCUUCCAGACGGUGUGCACAGACCUUUCUGGGUCUUUCUGGCCAAUGAUGCGAAGCACAUGCAGAACCUGAUGAGAUCUUCUUUGUACCUGAGCUUGUGCUUGGCGCUACAUGCUGGUCUUUUCCUGGUCGCUCCAAAGGACACUGCUGGUGACCUGAUGUGGGCGUCACCCAUGGCGCAAAGGAUUUCAGAGAUCCUCGGUGCUCUACACCUUGCAUGUACAAUGCUCUGGCUUUGCCUGUUUACUUGCAUCCAGGUGCCACUGAGCAUCAAAAAAGUGCAGACCCAGUACCCGAAGAGGAAUUCGCUCGUCAACAUUUGCGCUGCGUGGGGGCGUUACAUGAGCCAACGGCUGCUCCAGUGGCGUGCCAUUACACUGAUCCUGACGUCGCUAGCACUGUUUCGACAGCACUGGUGGGUGUACAGUUUCCUGCUGGCGGACUUCUUCGCUCAAAGCCCAUCACUUCAGACCGUGCUGAGCGGUGUAGUGGCCCCUGCAUGGCCGCUGUUUAUGACAUUUCUUGGUGCUGGCAUCAUCACCUUCGUCUAUGGCGCCAUAGGGCUUCAUAAUUUCCGCGACGAGUUCGGCAUGUACUGUGAUGAAAAUAUCAUGGUCUGCACACAAAGCAUCCUGUACAUGGGCACACGCUCUGGAAUUGUGGGGUUGAGCGGCAUGAUGCACCAAGUAGGCCCCGAGGAUGACACCUGGUUCCAGCGUAUGGUGUAUGACAUCAGCUACUUUGUGAUAUUUGGUGUCAUGUUGCUGAACACCAUCGUGGCACUGAUUGUGGACUCUUUCCAGACUCAAAGGCGAGAAGCAACAGCCCGCGAGAACAACUUAGAGACGCAAUCAUUCAUUUCUUCGAUAGACCGCAAAGUCAUCGAGUCAGUGGCCCAAUCUGCUGGCAUUGUAGAUGGUUUCGAGUACCACGAGACCUACAAGCAGAACAAGUGGGACUAUAUGGCCUUCGUCUUCCACCUUCGCGAGAAGCAUGCACUGAACUUCACCGGGCCAGAGAGUCAGAUUCGGCAAUUUAUCGACAACUCCGAUGUCACCUGGCUCCCCAUCGGACGGUCCAAAAUGUUGGAGGGCAAGUCGGAGGAGUCUCAGGAGGACACCCUGACCUUGAUUCAGAAGCAAAACUCUCAAAUCAUUGGUGCCCUGCAACAGACUCAAGACAAUCGCAAGACCCUCUUCAAAGCCAUCGGCAGCCUAGCUCGAUCGAUGCGCGACAAGACCGACAGCGUCCAGGAACAGCUCAAGGUUAUUCUGGCGGACCAUUCAGAAAGUGCAAAGGACUCUCCCGUUGCGGGAAUAUUCAGGUCGUCGACAAAGAAAAUGGUCGAACCAGCAGAGAGCAGGCGACCCGCACCAGCACCGACACCUGCGCCCCCGCCGGCCGAGCCUACAGAGCCAGAGGAGUCCGCUCCUCCGACGGCCUUCGCUCGGCCGCGACGUCUGUCGAUGUAUUGA